AUGGUCAGCUUCUCAUGGGUAUCAAGGUCGUUACACCAUCCUCAAGGGAAACGAGGACUAAUUUCCACAUUAAUAUGCCUGGCGUGUGUUGGAAUUUUGGCAUAUUGCGUAUCAACGAGCCACUCGAUAGUUCUAAUGUCAACUCUUUGGAUUACGAUUUUUUCGUUUUGCUCCCAAUUCGCGUCUCUGUAUUCCAUGUCGAUAACCGAAAAACCAACGCAUAAAUUUAGUUACGGAUUAGCCAGAGUACCGGUUUUGGCAGUCUUUAGUACUACCGUGUUGGCUCAACUAUUUUCCAUCUUUUUAUCGAAGGAAUCAUUCGAGCACUUGUUAUCCCCUGAUCACCAUGGUUCUCAUGAUGCUUCAGCGGCUCACGAACAUGAAGUAGAAGAAAUCGGCGGCUGGCCAUAUUUUGUUGGUUCUGCUGCAUCUUCAGUGGCGCUGCUUCUCUCAGCAUACGCUCUUAAAAAUCAACCGUUUCAACAUGUUCUUCAAUCAGCAACGGCUUCAAGUUUGCAAGAGCAUGCAGCUGAUUUGUCCCAUGCUGUGUGCUGGGUUAUUCCUGGCCUUUCGCGUCUUCUUCUGCCAAGAAUCAAUUCAAUGGUAUUGUUAGCCUUGACGACUACUGGACUGAACUUGUUAUGUGAACAUUUCAAGCACGACUUCGCAUGGGCUGAUCCAGUAUGCUGUCUGCUGCUCUCUGUUGCUGUGUUCUCAACGAUGUAUCCACUAUCAACAUAUACUGGAAUGAUUCUACUUCAAACAACUCCUCCGCACUUGAUUAAUCAAAUUGAUCGGUGUAUUUCUGAAGCUUCUCACAUAGACGGUGUUCUUGAGUUGAAGAGUGGACGUUUCUGGCAACUGGAUUUUAACUCGCUGGUUGGCACUGUUGAUGUUCGUGUACGACGAGAUGCGGAUGAGCAGAAUGUUUUGGCUCAUGUAACCGAAAAGUUUUCAUCUGUAAUCACAGUGCUGACUGUUCAAGUUGUCAAAGACGCUGCAUGGUCUGCAGGAGAGCAAGUUCCAUAUUCGAAUGGACAUAUUCAUAAGAGUGAAGGAAAUCAUUCACAUGAUAAUGGGCAUGGACAUUCUCAUGAUCAUAAUGAUCAUGGACACAGUCAUGGACAUGAUGAUCAUGGCCACGACUCUCAUGGACAUAGUCAUGAUCAUAACGAACAUGAUCAUGGUCACAGUCAUGGAGGAAAUAAUGAUAAUCAUGGACACAGUCAUUCUGCAGGAUCAGACAAUCAUCAUGGACAUAGUCAUGACGGCGUUUUUUAUCAUUAGUGCUAUAGAUUUUUGUUGAAAACAUCGGGUUUCGCACUAUUUUGUAUUUCAAUCCUAUUUUGUAUUUCAAUCCAAUCUAGUUUAAGAGUUCAACCAAAAACUGAAUUUCAUGUCGUAUUUUCUGUACAUAUCCGGGCUGGCCCAGUACAUUUGUUUACCUCUUCUAGUGUUCCCGCCACCAAAACUUUAAUUUAUUUACUUUUUUCCUGGAUUUUAUAGCUGUGAUUGUAUUUUCAUUUCCCAUGAAUUCUCAUCUAGUGAUAUUUAAAUUAAUUAAUUUAUUCAUUGUUCCCUGUUUUUCGAAAGCUUUGCUCCUUCUUUUUACAAUUUAAUUUUAUAGAAUACAUUU
This is a messenger RNA of Caenorhabditis elegans, 1636 nucleotides long. RefSeq names its product similar to Transporter Of divalent Cations (gene toc-1). The record is from RefSeq and is marked reviewed. Bases 1 to 1287 code for a protein of 428 amino acids. The transcript has 5 exons. Lineage: Eukaryota; Metazoa; Nematoda; Chromadorea; Rhabditida; Rhabditidae. Gene Ontology annotation, cellular component: apical plasma membrane; Golgi apparatus.